Messenger RNA from Linum tenue, 366 nucleotides. The record is from the annotation of a GenBank genome assembly. Lineage: Eukaryota; Viridiplantae; Streptophyta; Magnoliopsida; Malpighiales; Linaceae.
CCACUGCGACCCUCAAUCGGCCAGACACGGGCGAUUGAAGUUAUCAACAAGCUGAGCAGCAAGGUGUUGAUAGUGCAUUGCCAAUCGAAAGACGACGAUAUGGGUGCUCAUGGCGUUGCCAUUAACGAGAGCAUCAGCUGGCAGUUCGAGUUGGACAGCUUUCGUGCGACCCUUUUCUGGUGCAACCUCGCGGUAGAAGAUAAGCAUCUUUCUUUCGAUGCGUACGAUGCAGAUAGGCACAGGAAUUUCUACAUUUCCGUGUGGGAUAUCUCUGACGACGGGCUUUUCGGGAGGUACGUGUCCAGUGGAUAUCGACAUUUCAUUUGUCGAUGGAACUCGUCGAAAAAAGACUGUAGGUACCCGUGA